This is a messenger RNA of Drosophila elegans, 2383 nucleotides long. RefSeq names its product forkhead box protein biniou. Lineage: Eukaryota; Metazoa; Arthropoda; Insecta; Diptera; Drosophilidae. Gene Ontology annotation, molecular function: DNA-binding transcription factor activity, RNA polymerase II-specific; RNA polymerase II cis-regulatory region sequence-specific DNA binding. The record is from RefSeq and is a predicted model, not a curated record. Gene Ontology annotation, cellular component: nucleus. The coding region runs from base 172 to 2202 and encodes 676 amino acids. The transcript is spliced from 4 exons. Gene Ontology annotation, biological process: regulation of transcription by RNA polymerase II; animal organ morphogenesis.
GAAUUGCCAAGCGGUGCGGUCUUCCAGCGGUUAGAAAAACCAGAACUCCGCCGGAAAAACGCGCGUUUUAGUUUUAGUUUUAGAAAUUGAGUUUUUGAAAGCCAAUCCAAAAAGAAAAUUUUUAAAAAAUAUUAAAAAAACAAGUGUUUGAUAAGAAAAACUAAAGUGAAAAUGAUCAAGAGUGAGGAGGUAUCGGAUCGCUCGGUUAUGACAAUGGAUCAGCUGGGCUACUACCAUGAUCCCCGUGCCCACCCGCCUUUUGGCCACGUCCACACCCACACACACACCCACAGUCACUCCCACAGUCACCCCCAAACUGGGCAUCUAUACCGCUCGGGGAAUCUAUUAACUGUAGGCAAUUACCAGACAAUGGGUGGCGGUGAAUCACCCACGGAGAUGGUCGAUGAGAAGCCAAAUAUCGGUUAUAUGGAACUCAAGCACUAUAUGGAAGUCGCGCCCACCGCCACGCCCGUUUCGGCAGCCCAGCAUUAUAGUCUGAGUGCCCUGCACAGCAUGGGCACUCCGCCGGCCUCCUCGAGUCCCAUACCACCGUAUGGGGUCCUGAUGACGGCCCAGGCCCAUUCCCAGGCCCAUUCCCAGCCCCAUUCGGCGGGAUCCGCCUCCCCGCAAUCCAAUUCGAAGACGCCCACGGAUCUGCCGCAGGAUCUGCAGUACGUGAGCUCCACGCCCAAGGCGCAGCCAUUGCCGGUUCAGCUGCAGCCGAUGAACCAUCAGUACACAUCCACGAUAAAGUACUGCUCGAACAACACCAUACUGAGUGCGAACGACUACCAACUGCUGACCAGUCACGAGGUGGAGCCACAGCCGUCGCAGCAGGUGCAGCCGCAGCAGCUCCAGCACUCGCCUGGUGGUGCCUACCUGCCGCGCAUCUCCGCCUCGCCGAGUCAGGUGAUCAGCAAUGCCCACGGGAUGCCAAUUCUGAACUACUCAAGUUCGAGUUCCUCGCCUGCCAAGUCACUGAAUGAGUCCGAUUCCUCGCCGCCCAGUCAGAAUCCUCAGGCGAUCAAGGGAUCGGCGGGGGGAGGAGGCGGUGGAGGAGGUGGCCCCAGCAACCAGGAUAUGCCCAGCACUCCGGACACCACCAAGAAGUCGGGCACCCGACGGCCAGAGAAACCAGCCCUCAGCUACAUCAAUAUGAUCGGCCAAGCGAUCAAGGAGUCGCCCACUGGGAAGCUAACUCUCUCCGAAAUCUACGCUUAUUUGCAGAAGAGCUAUGAAUUCUUCCGUGGACCGUAUGUGGGCUGGAAAAACUCAGUGCGCCACAAUCUCAGCUUAAACGAGUGCUUCAAGAAGCUGCCAAAAGGCAUGGGCGUGGGCAAGCCGGGAAAGGGCAACUACUGGACCAUCGACGAGAACUCGGCGCAUCUCUUCGAGGACGAGGGCAGCUUGAGACGUCGACCAAGGGGAUAUCGGUCCAAGAUCAAGGUCAAGCCAUACGCCGGUCAUGCCAAUGGAUACUACACUGGCAGUUAUGGAGAUGCCGGAAUGGACAAUGCCAACUUCUAUGCCUCGCCCGCCUUCGCUAGCUAUGAUUACACAUCAGCCGGAGCUAAUGGUGUCUCACCGGCUGGCGGUCAAGGAUUCGGGGAUCCGUGGAACGCCCAUGCCGCCCACAGCGGCCCCUCCUCGGUGGGCAUGGGCGUUGGUCCCCUGCCGCAGUACUCGAACAUAUCCUGCCUGGCAGCCGGCGGCAACCCCAAUGCGUCCGCCUGCACGCCCCCGCUGGCCCACUCCGCCCUGGGAAUGGCCCCCUCGGCGGCGGGAUCCUCCAGUUCUCCGCUGGGAUCCGCGGCGGUGCUUCAAAGCGAUUAUGCGCCAACCGCGAGUCUCGUGGCCGCGGGCUAUUCCUAUGCAACAAGUGCCGGCAGCCUGGACAACGGUCUCCGCUCAAUUUCGUUGCAGCAACUUCCCGGACUAUCCAGUAUUCAGCAGGCACAAGCGCAGGCCCAGGCUCAAGCCCAUCACCACCACCAUCAGCAUCACCUCCAGAACCAUGGGUCCAUCCACCAAAACCACGCGUCCAUGACCCCGCCGCCAUCGCAAUCCGGUGGCAAUCAUGUGAUCGACCAUUCGCCCAUCGAUCGCAAACCGGUUUACUUGCCGCCCAUCACCCCGCCCCCAACUUCGGUGGCUCUGAAUGGCGGCGGUGGAUAUUAUGAGGCCCUUAAGUACUCCAAUUAGCCACCUCAACUGGGCUAGGCCGGAAUUCAUCAUUAUUACCUCAAAGGAUACAAUAAUCACGUUUAAUUAGGACCUAAGUAGCGGCAGACAAAAGAUAGUUGAAUAGUGCUUAGAGGAGAAUCUACACAUAAAUAAAUAUUUUGUACGCAUAGCAAUAAAAUCAAACUAUUUAUAAACAAGA